Messenger RNA from Scophthalmus maximus (turbot), 2411 nucleotides. Its product is annotated as gastrula zinc finger protein XlCGF57.1-like. Gene Ontology annotation, cellular component: nucleus. The record is from RefSeq and is a predicted model, not a curated record. The transcript is spliced from 2 exons. Gene Ontology annotation, molecular function: DNA-binding transcription factor activity, RNA polymerase II-specific; RNA polymerase II transcription regulatory region sequence-specific DNA binding. Gene Ontology annotation, biological process: regulation of transcription by RNA polymerase II. The coding region runs from base 359 to 2260 and encodes 633 amino acids. NCBI's taxonomy places the organism in Eukaryota, Metazoa, Chordata, Actinopteri, Pleuronectiformes, Scophthalmidae.
UGGACUGUGUUGCACUGAGGUCCAGUUCACUUUGCUGCAUCAGUAUAUCUGUUCGUUCUGCUGCCUUGUCUGCGUUAAACAAAGAACUUCUCUGCCUGGGCUGCACUUGAUAGCUGUAGACGCUAGGGGGCAGCAGUGUGCUUGAGGUCUGCUGCAGAACUUAAGGAAAAUACACCCUCCGACCACAGAGUGGGUUGUAACGGCAAAGUGGCGCUGUCGUCAUUUCUGCACGUUGACUCCACGGGAACAAAGCUACCGAAGAAGAAACGUCGACCCGGAACUCGUUUACGCUCCGUCUGUUCGCGCCUCAGUAAAUCGAUGGUUCGCUCCGAGCCUCGAGGUGCAGAAGAGGAGCAACAUGUUCGCCGCGCAGCUGCUGCGAGUGUCGGUACAUGAGCGGAUCAGCGCCGCCGCCGAAGACUUUUUGCUGCAGGCGGAGGAAGGAGAAGAAGCGGCUCGAGUCCCGGCGCUGAGAGCGCUGCUCACCGAGCGGCUAACGGCGGCGGCGGAGGAGAUCGUCGGUCUGUUGGAGGAAACCGUGGCGGAGUACGAAGACCGAGUGGAGCGGUCCGAGCGGGAGAUCUGCCGCCAGAGGAGGCUGCUCGACGCCGUGUUGAAGCCCGAAGUCAGGCUGCACCGAGCGGAAGUCCAGCAACUGUCUUCGAUUAAAGAAGAGUUUCCCCCCCAGCAGCAGCAGUGGGGCCCCAGUGUGAAGCAUCAGGAGGAGCAAGAGCCCCCCCACAUAAAAGAGAAACAGGAAGAGCCAGAGCCCCCCCACAUUAAAGAGGAGAAGGAGGAACUGUGGAGCAGUCAGAAGGGAGAGCAGCUUCAAGGGCUGGGGGAGGCUGAGGUCACCAAGUUCACAGUGACUUCUGUUACUAUGAAGAGUGAAGAAGAUGAAGGGAAACCUCAGUCCUCACAGCUUCUUCAGAGUCUGAUUGAGGAGAACAGAGAGGACUGUGAAGGACCAGAACCAGGUGGUUUGACAAGUAUCACUGUCAAGAAACCAUUCAACUGCUCCGAGUGUGGUAAAAUGUUUAGGUAUAAGUCAUACCUACUGGCACAUGUGAGGAUUCAUACAGGAGAGAAACCACAUAGUUGCUCUGAGUGUGGUAAAAGAUUUGGGCAAAAGUCAAGCCUGGUGGUACAUAUGAGGAAGCACACAGGAGAGAAACCACAUAGUUGCUCUGAGUGUGGUACAAGAUUUGGGCAAAACUCUAGCCUGGUGGUACAUAUGAGGAUUCAUACAGGAGAGAAACCACAUUGUUGCUCUGUGUGUGGACAAAGAUUUAGGCAUAAGUCACACCUGGUGGGUCAUAUGAGGAUUCACACAGGAGAGCAGCCAUAUAGUUGCUCUGAAUGUGGUAAAAAAUUUGGGCAAAAGUCACGCCUGGUGGUACAUAUGAGGAUUCAUACAGGAGAGACACCACAUUGUUGCUCUGUGUGCAGACAAGUAUUUGGGCAUGAGUCAAUCCUGCUGAGCCAUAUGACGAGUCAUACAGGAGAGAAACCAUAUAGGUGCUCUGAGUGUGGACACAGAUUCUCGAGUAAGUCAAUCCUGCUGUGUCAUAUGAGGAUUCAUACAGGAGAAAAGGCAUUUCGUUGUCGUGAGUGUGGUAUUAGAUUUAACGAAAAGUCUGCUCUGCAAAAUCAUUUGAGAGAUCAUACAGAAGAUAAACCAUAUGGUUGCUGUGAGUGUGGAAAAAGAUUUAAGAAAAAGUCACAAACACUUAAACAUGAGAUGAUUCAUACAGGAGAGAAACCAUAUAGUUGCUCUGAGUGUGGACAAAGAUUUAGGCUUAAGUCAAAUCUGGUGAAACACAUGAGGAUUCAUACAGGAGAGAAACCAUAUAGUUGCUCUGAGUGUGGACACAGAUUCUCGCGUGAGUCAAUCCUGCGGUGUCAUAUGAGGAUUCAUACAGGAGAGAAACCAUAUAGUUGCUCUGAGUGUGGACAAGGAUUUGUGCAUAAGUCAAGCCUGCUGGGUCAUAUGAGGAUGCAUACAGGAGAGAAACCAUAUAGUUGCUCUGAGUGUGGACACAGAUUUGGGCGUAAGUCAAUCCUGCUGGGUCAUAUGAGGAUUCAUACUGGAGAGAAACCACAUUGUUGCUCUGAGUGUGGUAAAAGAUUUGGGCAAAAGUCAAGCCUGGUGGUACAUAUGAGGAUUCAUACAGGAGAGAAACCACAUAGUUGCUCUGUGUGUGGUAAAAGAUUUGGGCAAAAGUCAAGCCUGGUGGGUCAUAUGAGGAUUCAUACAUGAGAUAAUCCAUAUAGUUGUUCUGCUUGUGGACAAGUAUUUGGGCAUUUGUCACGCCUGGUGAAACAUAUGGUGAGUCAUACAGGAGAGCAGCCAUAUAGUUGCUCCGAGUGCAGUAAAAGAUUUACCCGACGCAGUUGUCUGAAGCGACAUA